AUGCCAUUUGGAAUCUCAUCUGGUCCGGAAGAAUACCAACGAAGACAGCGAGAAUUUCUGGAUGGCUUGGAGGGUGUCAUAAACAUCGCUGAUAACAUUUGCAUUUUUGGAUGUGGAGAUACAGACGAACAAGCAAGUAAAGAUCACGAUAAGAACUUAAUUGCAUUACUGUACCGAUGUAGCGAACAUGACCUGCGAUUAUCAGCCAAGGAAAUCCAAUUCAAAUCCACUCUUUCAUGGGACACAUCCUCACCGACAAAGGCGUUGCCCCUGACCCAUCCAAAGUGAUUGCUAUACAAGAGAUGCCAAAGCCUGUCGACAGAAAUGGAGUUCAACGUUUGUUGGGAAUGUACCAAUACCUAUCGAAGUUUUGCCCAAAACUGGGUAAGAUUGUCUUACCAUUGCGAGAUCUAACUAGAAUAAACGUAGAAUUCAUAUGGACAGAUGUUCACGAAAGCGCUUUCAACUCGGCGAAAGAUUUCAUUGCAUCCAGCACUAUUCUGCAGUACUACGAUGUCACGCUACCUGUAACCUUGCAAGUAGAUGCUUCAGAUGAAGCAAUUGGUGGGGUUUUACUUCAGAACGGGAAGCCAGUGUGUUUUACGUCGCAUACUCUUGAUUCAACUGAAAGAAACUACGCGCAGAUUGAGAAGGAGUGUCUGGGCCAUCGUUAUACUUGUAUGAGCAAAUGGCACCAAUACCUCUACGGGAAGAAAAACAUCCUCGUUCACACAGAUCAUCAGCCACUGGAAACAAUCUUCCGAAAACCGUUAAGUAAAGCACCUAGACGACUUCAGCGCAUUAUGCUCAAGUUGCAACAGUACCAUUUCUCGGUCCAGUACAAAAAAGGGAAGGAGAUGUAUAUAGCCGAUACUUUGUCUCGAGCAGCUUUAGCCAAUCCCACGGCAAUGAGGACAAGUUAA
Messenger RNA from Paramuricea clavata, 923 nucleotides. Lineage: Eukaryota; Metazoa; Cnidaria; Anthozoa; Malacalcyonacea; Plexauridae. The record is from the annotation of a GenBank genome assembly.